Messenger RNA from Pseudogymnoascus verrucosus, 1382 nucleotides. RefSeq lists its product as uncharacterized. Bases 285 to 1007 code for a protein of 240 amino acids. Gene Ontology annotation, cellular component: membrane. Gene Ontology annotation, biological process: Golgi vesicle transport. NCBI's taxonomy places the organism in Eukaryota, Fungi, Ascomycota, Leotiomycetes, Thelebolales, Thelebolaceae. The record is from RefSeq and is a predicted model, not a curated record. The transcript has 2 exons.
CGAGGAGAACGGGAGCGGCUUAUCCGGCGCCAUGAUAACCUGGACUGCUUCACGAAUGAAGUCUUCCUUUUGUAGUUAAUCAGUAAGUUCUCUGAGGGGCGCAUUCAAAAAUAAAUUUAGACCUGCCAAUGUGUACCGCGGCAGUUCCCGCAUUUACCGCAACGUCAGCCUUCCUGGCCGCCUCAGCCUUGCUUCGUGGACAUACCAGGUUCCCAUCUACGAGACUCAAUCAACGACCACCACAAUAGAAUCUUGGGGGCUCAUAGCCCGCUCAAAACUGGAGGAUGAUGUCGUCUAUUAAUGAGGAGGACCCAUUCCUCCAAGUUCAAGCAGAUGUCCUUUCCCAACUAAACACCACCCGACCCCUCUUCGCAUCCUAUCUCCGCAUCCGCUCUCUUUCUCCAAAUCCCAGUAGCCCGGAGGUUACCUCUGCGCGCGCGGAGCUCGAGUCAUCCCUCUCAACUCUAGCCGAAGACCUCGCCGACCUCGUCUCCUCCGUCAAGGCAGUCGAGACCGACCCUCACCGAUAUGGACUCCAAAUCGAGGAAGUGGUGCGGCGCAAACAUCUCGUCGAUGAAGUCGGCAAUGAAGUUGAAGAUAUGCGCGAAGAGCUGUUAAAACACCUGUCUCAAUCGAAGUCGCGUAAUAAACUUCUGCCACCCGGCGUGGAUGAGGAGCAGGCGGUUGGAGACGAUAUGUACGAGGAGUUCGAACAACAGGAGCAGCAGCGCAUUAUGAAUGAUCAGGAUGAACAGCUUGAUGGCGUGUUCCGCACUGUGGGCAAUCUGAGGCAGCAGGCUGAUGAUAUGGGUCGUGAGCUUGAGGAGCAAGCCGAGAUACUGGAACAGGUCGAUUCAGCGGCGGAUCGUGUUGGGGGCAAGCUUCAAACUGGGAUUCAGAAGGUGGGAUGGGUUAUGAGGAACAAUGAGGAGACGAUGAGCAGUUGCUGUAUUGGGGUGCUGAUAGUGGUGCUUAUAAUUUUGUUGAUCCUUCUCUUGGUGCUGUAAUCGGACGCUGUACACUGGGGGAGUCGGCGUUGGAUUGAAGAUUUUAUAUACAUACUGCGGAAUCAGAACAUUGUUUAUUCGUUCAUUUCAUUUAGAUUACUUGGUUGGGAUUAACCGUCUACGUAGACUGUCCUGGCACUGAGCCUGAUUAUAGCUACAAUGGCUCUUUUACUUUGGGCAGACUCUAAUAUCACCAGGCGUCCACAACAGUAAUUGAGUAGCACCCCUAUUGGGGAAGUUUCCUGCAAUGGGCUAUGGUGCAUUGUUGGGCAAUUCGUAGCUCUAUUAUGUUGCCAACAGUAGGUAGGGUUGAAGAAUCCUAUAGUACUUCACCAAGUAUUCAACACAAUGGAAAGCUCUAUGAUGAAAUUUGCU